UUGCUUUCUUAGCGGUUCAAAGAUGAGCAAGCUCUUCUCUCAAUGAGCCAUUUAAAACUGAGCCUGUUUUUUUUACAGUCGAAAACAAAUUCCUCUUGGGAAACUAUUUAAAACCCAAUUCUUCCCCCUUCUAAUCUUAUCACUCCAAAAAUUCUACUUGGGUUCCUCUCCCUCCUCUCUCUUUCAUCUCCCUCUGUUCAUUCUCAAAUUGGCCCAACUACUCCAAAAGUGCUUGUGGAAAAAGCUAGCAGCUAUGGACGUCAAACGCCGCAGAAAACAAGCCAAGACUUGCAGCAGUUCCUUCUCGGAAGAGGUAAGCAGCAUUGAGUGGGAGUUCAUAAACAUGUCGGAACAAGAAGAAGAUCUCAUUUGUAGAAUGUACAAGCUCGUCGGAGACAGGUGGGGACUUAUAGCCGGGAGGCUUCCGGGCCGGAAAGCAGAAGAAAUAGAGAGGUUCUGGUUAAUGAGACACGGAGAAGUAUUUGCAAGUAGAAGAAGAACAGAGCAGGAGAAGUACCAGCAACCCCAGCAGCUUAAUAAUAGCAAUAACAUGAAUAAGUCUACUAAGAAUAGUAGGAGAUACAAUUCUUGAUCCUGAUCAAUCAUCAUCAUUGGUUUUCCUUGUCAGUAGUAGUAAACAGUAGGACUUAGAACUAGCUAAAAGAAAUUUAAUUUCUAAUUCAUGUCUCUUUUUUUCCUUUUUGACCACCUACCUAUGUGUGUUCACAAGGUAAGGUAGCUGUGACUUACCUCUUUGGUUAAUCUAUUUAGACUUAUUACCCCUCUUAUCUC
Molecule: messenger RNA, 792 nt
Organism: Rosa rugosa (rugosa rose)
Lineage: Eukaryota; Viridiplantae; Streptophyta; Magnoliopsida; Rosales; Rosaceae
Product: MYB-like transcription factor ETC3
Exons: 3
Coding region: 254-592 (112 amino acids)
Biological process (GO): cell differentiation
Cellular component (GO): nucleus
Molecular function (GO): transcription cis-regulatory region binding
Source: RefSeq, a predicted model, not a curated record